This is a messenger RNA of Sarcophilus harrisii (Tasmanian devil), 3530 nucleotides long. RefSeq names its product PAT1 homolog 1, processing body mRNA decay factor (gene PATL1). The transcript has 19 exons. Bases 918 to 2999 code for a protein of 693 amino acids. NCBI's taxonomy places the organism in Eukaryota, Metazoa, Chordata, Mammalia, Dasyuromorphia, Dasyuridae. Gene Ontology annotation, cellular component: P-body. Gene Ontology annotation, biological process: deadenylation-dependent decapping of nuclear-transcribed mRNA; P-body assembly. Gene Ontology annotation, molecular function: RNA binding. The record is from RefSeq and is a predicted model, not a curated record.
AGGGGCUCCCUCUCUAACUUCAAGGGAGUGCGGUGUGGUCUGGAGGACUCCCUGUGUGACUGGGGGAGUCCCUCCAACCUCAGGAGGCUCUCGUAACAUUUUGAGGGGCUACUCUGUAACUUUGAAGAGCUACAGUGUAACUUGGAGGGGCUACAGUGUAACUUGGAGGCAUUCUUGCUGCAGCCUGGGGCGCUCCCUUGGGGCUCGGGGACUUUGUUCUAACUUUGGGGAUCCCUUCUAACUUUGCCGAGCCCUCUUGGUAGCUCCUGGAGCCUUGGGGUGGGGCCGAGCCCGGGCCGCUGCCUCCCAGGCUCUUCCGAUCGUGAGGUACCAAAGGGAACAGGUGCUGGAGGGCAGGAGGACUCGGAACUCGCCCCAGGCCUUCGAUGCGGGACUCCCUGGGGAGCCCUGCGCUGCUGAGAAGCUCUGCCGUUGGGAGCUCUCCAGGGAGCCCUGGGCCGUUGGGAACCCUCUGGGGGGCCCUGAGCCGUUGGGCGCCUCCUGGAGAGGCCCGUAGUGUUGGGGAGCCCCAUGGCGUUAGGGGGCUCUUUGGAGGGGCCCCUCAGGUGCAGGCUAUCUUUGGGGUCUAGCUUGGAGGGGUGGUGAUUUUGCUUCUAAACCCUGUAGGAGUUUUUUUCUGGGAUUUGCAUCCUCCCUUAGGCUUCCAGCAAAGUUGGCUGUCGUCUUCCCUACUUCCCUGGGAGCCCCAGUCCCUAGAAGAUUGUCCUCUGGAUGAAGAUGAUGAUGCCUUUCAGGCUCUGGGGGAAGAAGAUGAAGAUAUUGAUCAAUUCAAUGAUGACACAUUUGGAGCAGGUGCAGUUGAUGAUGACUGGCAGGAAGCACAUGAGCGCCUGGCUGAAUUGGAAGAGAAGCCAGUGGCAGCAGUUGAACAGACAGGCAAUGGGAGCACUGAUGAGAUGGACUUACUGGGAGACCAUGAAGAAAAUCUGGCAGAACGACUCAGUAAAAUGGUGAUUGACAAUGAACUGGAGGACCCGGCGAUCAUGAGGGCGCUGCAGACCAGGCCUGUUGUGCAGCCUGGAGGACUCAAUUCUAGCAUUUGGGAUGGUUCUGCAGUUCUGAGACGAAUACGAGGACCACUGCUUGCUCAGGAAAUGCCCACAGUGUCUGUGUUAGAAUAUGCCUUACCUCAGAGACCCCCACAGGGCCCAGAAGAGGAACGGGACCUUUCUGAGCGGGCAUUACCAAGACGUUCAACUUCUCCCAUCAUUGGGAGCCCCCCUGUCAGAGCAGUUCCAAUAGGCACCCCACCUAAGCAGAUGGCUGUCCCCAACUUUAACCAGCAGAUUCUGUGCCCGAAGCCUGUUCAUGUUCGUGCCCCAAUGCAACAGCGAUAUCCUGCUCCCUAUGGUGAGAGGAUGUCUCCAAACCAGCUCUGCGGAGUCACGAACUCUUCCCUUCUGGGCCACCCAUUCCCUCCCAGUGUCACACCUGUUCUCAGCCCUAUUCAGAGAGCACAGCUUCUAGGAGGAGCACAGCCUGGAAGGAUGUCUCCCAGCCAGUUUGCUCGUCUCUCUGGAUUUGUAAACAGUCCCCUUGCUUCCAUGAAUCCCAAGUUGCUUCAGGGAAGUGUUAGGCAACUGAUUCCUCCAGCUCCUGGCUUCCGUGCCUUCUUUGGCGCACCUCCACCAGCUACACCACCCCCAGCACAGCAGCAUCCCUCCUGCCCAGGACCUCACCUGCAAAACCUAAGACCUCAGUCCCAGAUGUUUAGACCAGACACAACUCACCUUCACCCCCAGCACCGUCGACUCUUACAUCAGAGACAGCAACAGAAUAGAAAUCAGCAUCGAACUAUAAAUGGUGCAGCUGGGGAUCGAGGAGGUCACCGAAGCAACCAUCAGGAACAGCUUCGAAAGGACCCAUAUGCCAACCUUAUGUUGCAACGGGAAAAGGAUUGGGUUUCGAAGAUCCAGAUGAUGCAAUUACAAAGCACUGAUCCCUACCUGGAUGACUUUUAUUACCAGAACUACUUUGAAAAACUGGAGAAACUCUCAGCAGCUGAGGAAGUACAUGGAGAUGGCCCCAAGAAAGAACGUACUAAACUGAUCACCCCCCAAGUGGCAAAGCUGGAGCAUGCCUACAAGCCAGUGCAAUUUGAGGGCUCUUUGGGAAAGCUUACUGUCUCUAGUGUGAAUAAUCCCCGGAAAAUGAUUGAUGCGGUGAUAACAUCCCGGAGCGAAGAUGAUGAGACCAAAGAGAAACAAGUUCGAGACAAGAGACGAAAGACUCUCGUUACAAUUGAGAAAACAUAUAGUCUUCUCCUGGAUGUGGAGGAUUAUGAAAGGCGCUAUCUUCUAAGCCUGGAAGAGGAGCGGAAAGCACUGAUGGAGGAGAGAAAGCAGAAGAUAUGUGACAUGUAUGACAACCUGAGGGGGAAAUUGCCUGGGCAAGAGAGGCCAAGUGAUGACCACUUUAUGCAAAUCAUGUGUAUCCGUAAAGGGAAGAGAAUGGUUGCCCGUAUUCUCCCUUUCUUGUCCAAAGAGCAAGCAGCUGACAUCCUCAUGGCAACAGCCAGGAAUCUGCCCUUUCUGAUUAAGAAGGAUGCCCAAGAUGAGGUUUUACCUUGCUUAUUGAGUCCCUUCUCCCUUCUCCUUUAUCAUCUUCCAUCGAUGACUGUCACCAGCCUUCUGCAACAGCUAAUGAACCUACCUCAAAGUGCAACUGCACCAGCACCCGCCAACCCACACCUCACUGCUGUGCUCCAGAACAAGUUCGGCCUGUCGUUGCUCUACCUGGUCCUGAGCCGAGGAGAGGAGCUGCAGAGCUCAGACACAUCAACAGAGUUAAUGCAGGACAACCAGUGGACAGAGCUGAUGUUCAUGGCCACGAGAGAGCUCCUGCGGAUUCCCCAGGCUACUCUGGCUAAGCCCGUCUCCACCCCAGCAAACCUGAUAUCCCUUUUUUCUCGCUAUGUAGACCGACAGAAACUGAACCUGCUUGAGACAAAAUUGCAGUUGGUUCAGGGGAUACGGUAAAAGAGCUCUGGAGGCACCUGUGUCUCCAGGUGGCCGCUCUCUGCACUGCUGCCAUCACCAAUGGAGUGUUUUCAGUGGGGGAGGGAAGGUGGCUCCUUCCCCAAAGCAAAGCCUUGUGGGAUUGUUUCUCAUCGAUAACUGGUAUUUGGAGACAGCUCGAUCUCCUGCCUCCUCCUCUCUGCUCUGGAAACUUGGCUGGCUAUGACUUUUGCUGGUUUCUACUCCUCACUACUAGGUCACAAUUCUGCAUGUCCUGCCCUGCCCCGCCCCGCAGUUCUUUUUAAUUUCACUGGGUUUUUUUGACCACAGAGUCACAGAUGUAAUCUCUUUAUAAUCUGAUGUUUUUCCAACAUUCAUGCUGAGAAUAAAUUAUAGCCCACCAAAAAUAUUCUCUUCCCCCCCACCCCCCACCCUUUUUGAUGCUUUCCAGUUCCUUGUCCUUAUUAACAAGACUCUAGGAGAGGACAUUAGAUAGAAAUCCCAAUAUUUGUGUUGUCUCCAGAGUUCCAAAGGAGUGAUGUGAUGGCUUGG